UAUUCCCUAAGGGGCAAAAAAAAAUUGUCUCUUCAUUUCUUGCUUUAACCAAAAUCCAAAAAUAUCAGUAUAAAGAGGGGAAAGCCCCUCAGACUCCUUGCUUGUGACUAUCACACAGAAAAUGGGCUGAACUGGCAGACUCUUAAGGAGAGUUAGGUUAGAAUCAAGUAGUCUUCAUAUGCGUACAAGUAGAAUAUUAUGGGUUCACAAGGAAGAAGAUGUAUUAUAUGUAAAAGAGCAACCUGUGUGAUUAAUUAGUUCAUGUUGUAAAAGCUUUCUGCUUUUUAUAUUUGAUUAACUAGGUGACAAACUGCUAUCUACCCCUGGCAGAAGAGAGAGCCUUCAGUAGGCAUAGUCACCUAACUUAGAUUUUGAAGGCAUCACACUGUCUUGUCAGAAUCCUUGAUCUCUACUACCGUUUUUGAAAGUACAGGUGUCAUCUGAAGAAACUGCACUGCUUUCUAACUGGACUGUCUUUUUUGAUUUCCUCAUGAUGGAUAAUCUCAUCAGCAACUGACAUAAGCUGGUAGGUAGGAAAGUAUGUUGAAGUGAGAGCAGUCCUCACCCAUAAAGUUUGUGAGUAUGUACAAGAACUUCUUGUGCAUUUAAAAGGCUGCAAGGACGGUGGGGUGUGUGAGCUGUAAACCUGAGAUACACACACAUAGCCUGGGGAGGAGAAAAAGAGUGGGAGGGUGCUUAGAAAGGGGAAUGGAUAUUAUUGCUCCUCUGCUGGCCCCUCCUGACACACGACACCAAUUCACACAGGAGCUUGCAACCCUGCUCCUCCCUCCUUUCCUCACAGAGCAUCCAACACAGGACAGCACUGUUGUCACAGCAUCCAGGGCAACAUCCUGCAUAUCUGCAGAGCCUCAUGCUCUGAGCAUCAAGGAAAAAGAAACCAAGUAAGUUAUGUUCUUCCGAUUCUGGUGGCUUUUGUGGAUACUUGAACAACAUGAAUUUUCAGCAGAAAAUCUCAGUGAAGAACAGAUAUAUGGACUGAGAAGACCUACAACUAAACACAUUCUGACAAAUACUGUAGAAAAAUAUCCCAACCUAAGUGAUCAAGAUGAAGACUGCAUUCUGGAGAUUGCUUUUUUACUGGACAGCUCGGAAAGUGCUAAGCAUUAUAAUCAUGAACAGCAAAAAAAAUUUGUUUUGGAAGUAGUAGACCAAAUGAAAGGUCUGCAGCUUAGUUCUGGACGGACCCUUACCUGGAGGAUGGCCUUACUCCAGUACAGCAGCACUGUUUACACAGAGCAAACUUUUCGUGACUGGAAAGGUCCUGAAGCAUUCAAAUCCCACAUUGCUCCUAUCACUUACAUAGGUCAUGGUACCUAUACAACUUAUGCUAUUACUAACCUUACACAACUCUUCAUGACUGAAGGGACUCCAGGUAGUUUGAAACUAGCUGUACUCUUCACUGAUGGAGUUGACCAUCCAAGAAACCCAGAUAUUUUUGCAGCUACAGCUGAUGCUAAAUACCAAGGAAUUACAUUGUUCACAAUGGGAAUGACCAGAGUGGCUGAAGAGCCUAGCAAUGCUGCCAAGCUCCGGCUCCUGGCCAGUUUCCCAGCAUCCAGAUUUGUUUCCAACCUCCAGGAGAAAGGAACUGUGGAGAAGGUUCUCACGGAAGUGAAAGAUCUGUCUGAAGAAAAAUGUCCCCAGGCUGCCAUAUGUAAAUGUGAGAAGGGGGAGAGGGGUCUUCCUGGCCCUGCUGGCAAAAAGGGUCGCACUGGGGAUGAUGGAACUCCAGGCCUGAAAGGAGCAAAGGGGGAAGCAGGCCUUAAUGGAAUUCCAGGACAAGAUGGAGUAGAGGGAAAAUCUGGGUACAAAGGAGAGAAGGGUGAAAGAGGUGAAUGCGGAAUCCCAGGGAUAAAAGGAGACAGAGGUCCUGAAGGUCCAAUUGGCCCCAGAGGUACAAGAGGGCUGCAGGGCCCACAAGGACAAACUGGAGAUCAAGGGCCUGAAGGCCUACGAGGAUCAAAGGGUGAAAGAGGUCUCCCUGGGCUACCUGGCUUACCUGGAGAGACUGGAAUAGGACUGCCAGGCCCAAAGGGUGAUGCUGGUUUGACAGGAAGACCAGGCCCUGUUGGCCCACCUGGAGUUGGUGAGCCAGGAAUUCUGGGGCCUCAAGGACCACAAGGUAUUCAAGGAGAACGAGGUUUACCAGGAGAAGGGCUUCCAGGAGCAAAGGGAGACCGUGGUUUUGAUGGACCAAAAGGACCUCGUGGACUUCCAGGCAUCAGCAUAAAAGGUGAAAAGGGUGAAUUUGGUCCACCUGGUUUACCAGGACCAAUAGGAUUACCUGGAAUUGGAAUUCAAGGAGAGAAGGGAGUGGAAGGCCCCAAAGGACCUCCAGGCUCUAGAGGGCUACCAGGACAGGGACUACCUGGACCAAAGGGUGAACAAGGCUUGCCAGGAGAGACUGGAGUACCAGGAGAAAGAGGUAUUGGAGAGCCUGGUUCUAAGGGUGAGCCAGGCCUUCCAGGAUUGGCAGGUCUGCCUGGCCUUCCAGGAGAAGAUGGAGCCCCUGGACAAAAGGGUGAACCAGGAUUACCUGGUCUUAGAGGUCCUGAAGGUGUUCCAGGUGUUGGAAUACAGGGUGAAAAGGGAGAUCAAGGCCAGAGAGGAAUACGUGGAUUAACAGGACCAACAGGAGUGCCUGGGCCUGCAGGAGCUAAAGGAGAACCUGGUGUACCAGGUCGUCUUGGAAUGCCAGGCCCUCCUGGAAGAGCUGUGCCUGGACCAAAGGGUGACAUUGGCCCACCUGGUCUUGCUGGACCAAUUGGAGAACCAGGUCUUGGGAUGCCUGGGGCAAAGGGUGAUCGAGGCCUUCCAGGACUCCCUGGGCCCUAUGGACCAAAAGGAGAUGGUUACCCUGGUCCACCUGGCUUGCCAGGCCUUCCUGGGUUUCCUGGUGAGCAAGGCCCUGAUGGAGUUGGACUACCAGGACCUAAGGGUGAUCCUGGUAGUAGAGGACCAAUGGGUCUCCCAGGUCCACCAGGAGAAGGUCUGCCAGGACCAAAAGGAGCCACAGGACGCCCAGGGCUGCCUGGCCCUUUAGGACCUCCAGGUGAAGGCAUUCAAGGAAUUAAGGGUGACAUUGGCCCACCUGGUCUUGCUGGACCAAUUGGAGAAUCAGGUCUUGGGAUGCCUGGGGCAAAGGGAGAUCGAGGAGCAACAGGAGAAAAAGGGAAAAAAGGAGAAAAGGGCUUUGUGGGUGAUCCUGGUUUAUCUGGAGAACCUGGCAAAACUGGACCGAAGGGAGAGCAAGGUCUAACAAGAGAAGAUAUAAUUAAAUUAAUUAAAGAGAUAUGUGGUUGUGGUAUUAAAUGUAAAGAAAUUCCUAUGGAGCUUGUGUUUGUGAUCGACAGCUCUGAGAGCGUGGGACCAGAGAAUUUUGAGAUUAUCAAAGACUUUGUAACUGCAUUAGUAGACAGAGUAACUGUAGGCAGAAAUGCUACCAGAAUUGGCCUCGUGCUGUACAGUUUAGAAGUGCAGCUAGAAUUUGGCCUCAACAAGCAUACAACACAACAGGACGUUAAACGAGCAAUUAGAAAAAUGCAGUACAUGGGAGAGGGCACUUACACAGGAACUGCUAUCCGUAAAGCAACCCAGGAAGGAUUUCUAGGUGCUCGAACAGGAGUGCGAAAGGUGGCUGUUGUGCUCACCGAUGGCCAAGCGGACAAGAGAGAAGCAGUGAAACUGGAUGUUGUUGUUCGAGAGGCCCAUGCAGCAAACAUUGAAAUGUAUGCAAUAGGAAUUGUAAAUACCUCCGAUCCAACACAAGCUGAGUUUGUGCAUGAACUAAAUCUGAUCGCUUCAGAUCCAGACACAGAACAUAUGUAUCUCAUUGAUGACUUCAAUACUCUCCCAGCUCUGGAGUCCAAGUUAGUCAACCAGUUUUGUGAAGAUGAGCAUGGUACCUUAAUUUACAAUCGUAACAGAAAUGUUGCAAGUGUAAGUGGCCCAUCUUUCCAUUCAGUAUCUUCAAGUCCUUCACAGUACACGCUUCAGAACAACAAUAUUAAUGGACAAGCGCUGUCAGCACAGACACCUGGGCUAUCUACAAUAGAAAGUCCUCUGGGUCCUGGUGAUAUUCCUCAGCUGUUGGUUCUGACCAACGUACCUACUAUGGUAGUUAAUGAAGCCUAUGAAGAUAAUCUAGAGGAAAAGGAACAGCCAUCCUCAGUAACAAUGGACACUAGAGCAGCUGUGACAUCAUCAUUGCCACCACCAUCUAUGGACAAAGUGCUGCCAUCAUCUCUUUCAGCUGCAGGGCUCACACCAAGGCCAGAAAAUGUUCUGGGCCUCCGGUGCAAGUUAAGGCUGGAUCAAGGGCCGUGCCGUGUUUACAUCAUAAAAUGGUAUUACGAUAAACAAGCCAAUGCCUGCGCUCAGUUCUGGUACGGUGGCUGUGAUGGAAACGCAAAUCGGUUUGAAAGUGAAGAGGAAUGUAGAGAGGCUUGUGUAUUUUCUUCUGGAGAAACCUGACAGCUAGCCUGGAUUCUGCAGUGAAGGCUUCAUCUUCUUUAAGGGAAACUGCUCCCACAAAUCCUACUUUACACUUCAAGCACAGAAUAUCCAUUUCUGAAUACCAUGCAACUACUGCUCGUGUUGCCAGAUGAACACAGCAAACACAACAGCUUGUUCUCUACAUGCUGUCCAGGUCCCAAGACAGGGAUGUAGCUGAGCUACCCACCCCUCCCAACCACAUCCUUGUUAGAUUUAGGCCUUUUAUCCAGCAGCUCUCCUCAGUUUCCAGUAACUGGGCAAGGUACAUGACAAAUGAAAUCAAACACUUCCACAUCUUUGUGUGACUACACCAGUAGCUGACAUCAACAAAUUAGGUUACUUCAUGCCUGAAAUGGCUCUUGUUGUAUAUUUCUAUUCUAAAAGCCUUAGUAUUAAAAGGCCUUAAAGUCUUAGUAUUUUACUGUUCCUUAAAAACUCUCAUCUUACAUUCAAAGCAUCAAACUAAGAGUUUAUUCUUUGUUGCCUGUCACUGCCGUAUGGCUUUUUACAUUUGUGGUUGCAUUUAUUUGAUAAGUCUUGUUUUACUUGAAUUUUAUACUUAAAAGCUUGUUUCUAAUAAACUGUUUCUAGUUUUACUGCUAGAAUAGAGAGUAGAUAAAGUGCCUUCACAGAACUGAUCUUACUACUAAGUUAGAUGUAUUUCUGAUUAUACAUCUGCAUUUCUACCACAGUCCUGUUAUGGAAUUACCACAGAUCAGACACUCCUGUAUAUGAAGCCAGAAAUUGGGAAUUAGGCCUCAAGAAUUCCAUUACAUCCAAUUGCUCAAUAGAAUUUUAAGGCACAUCCAAGAAAUGGCAGCAAAAAUAAAAUUAUCAGUGGAGAAGUUUCUUCCUGUAAUUUGUACUUGCACAGAAUCACAAAUGGCUGAGGAUGGAAAAGACCUCUGGAGGUCAUCCACUGCAACCCGCUGCUCAAGUGGGGUCCCCCUAAAGCACAUCACCCAGGACUGAGUCCAGAUGCCUUUUGGACAACUUUAGAACAGGCUCCACAAUCUCUAUGGGCAGCCUGAGCCAGGACUCACAAUAAAGAAGUUUUUCCUGAUGUUCACAAGAUUGAACAUUACACCCUGCGGUUCAGUUUGUGCCCAUUGUCUCUCAUCCAGAACCACUGCCCCGUUUUCUUAACGCUGUCCCAUCAGAUACAUACACACACAAUGAUCAGAUUCUAACUUACUCUAAAUUAGAAGUACUUCAAUACAAACUUAAAAAUAUUUCAAGCUGUAAUUCGCCGACUUUCACACAUUUUACAUCUACUAGCUUCACAGGGCUGUUUUUGUUCGAGUUAACGUGUGUAACAGUGUGACCGUUACCUUGUACCACACACAUCUACAGCACGAGGAAGCGCCGCACGGUCCGUCCCUCACACAC
Coturnix japonica (Japanese quail) is the source of this 5904-nucleotide messenger RNA. The record is from RefSeq and is a predicted model, not a curated record. Lineage: Eukaryota; Metazoa; Chordata; Aves; Galliformes; Phasianidae.